Messenger RNA from Dermacentor andersoni, 732 nucleotides. The record is from RefSeq and is a predicted model, not a curated record. Lineage: Eukaryota; Metazoa; Arthropoda; Arachnida; Ixodida; Ixodidae.
CGUACUCAGCAGUACAGCUAGCUUGUGGUUGUCUAGUGCCGUGCGGUAGUGGUCCUGCAUUGAUUCUUCACAACCGCCAUGGAUAUCGACGCUGUGCUUCGAGCAGCCGAGGAGAAGAUCAGAGAGAUUAACCGCAGCAAACAAGAUGUCGGUAUACACAGGCGCCUCCUGCUGGACAACUUCGUGAGUGUAAUUCUUGGCAAUGACCGCAACAGGCGACAACCCCGCAGCCGAAAGCGAACGGGUGGUGGUGAUCCAAGCUCCAAAGCCAAGAAGCAGCGCCAUAAGAAAGAGCGGACAUCUUCAGGUACACGCCAACGGAGAAAGCGUCACGGACAACUUCCUGAAGGCCCUUUGAUGCAGAACAACCCUCAUCACCAAGGUCUGGACGCGCAAGAUGAACCGACCGGUACAAGCGUGGCCUCGGCGUCAAGUGAUUCGUGAAUCCUCCAGGAACCGAAGCCUUGCAACACAAAUGAGUGGGAGUGGCUUUUCGAGUAAGGCUAUGACCUUUCCCCGGAUGCCCUUGUGCGUGACCCGGACUUGACCUAGAUGGAAUGACGAGCCGCCGUGUGAACUUCCCGUUCGAUUUAAGCACUCCACGACUGUUUUUCACGAACACUCCUAGACAUUGUGACGAGACCAAUGCGCAUUUACACCUAGACGCCCUAUGUCUUCAUUGCAGUGUUUCUUGCAAAGGAAAGCGCCACGCGGCGUGCGCUGAUGUGUAUU